Molecule: messenger RNA, 2150 nt
Organism: Pelagomonas calceolata
Lineage: Eukaryota; Pelagophyceae; Pelagomonadales; Pelagomonadaceae
Source: the annotation of a GenBank genome assembly
UUAAGUUUAAGGCUUUGGGGAGAGCGCUUUUUUGUAGAGCGCUUCUGCGAGGCUGUAGUGCAAGAAUGGGCUUGAUAGGGCUGCGCCCAGCGAAAACAGCUUCGUAUCGCUGCUGUGAAGCACUGUGAAGCACGAUUAGCGCGCGCGCGGGCGUCGAGCUAGGCUUGCUAGUGUCUUACGGGACGCUAGCGCGGUUACGAGGGGCACACACGUAGUAGCGCGACGAAGGCCUGCUUGCAGGUGCUGAGUGCUUGAAAUUAGUCCUCGUACAACUGCGAAACGCGAACCGCUGCGGCAACCACUGGUGACGUGCAAAAGUCCACUGCUUGCCUCAGAGAGGACUUCACCACCACCACACGCAGCACCAGGAAUGCGAGCCAUAAUGUUACUACUACUGGGAAGGCGCGCAGUCCGCUGCGGCGCCUACGCCCUGCGACGGCGAUCAACAAAAGCGCCUCGCAUCCGCGCGACGGCCGCCGACGAGGUCGACCUGCCCUACCGCGGCGUAUUGGCAGACCUGCGCUUGCCGGACAGUUUGAAGGAUGAAGACGCCUUCGACGCGUGGGCCGAGGAACGCGAGCGGCGGUGGACGCGGGACGGCGCACUCAGCGGCUGGCUGACGCUGCCGCCCGAGAAGGCAGCUCUAGCGACGCACGCCUGGCGCCGCGGCUUCAAGCUGCACCAUUGUGCCGGCGACGACUUGGUCCUGUACAAGUGGCUCGCCGAGGGCGAGGACAAAGUGCCGCCGUGGGGAAACACGCAGAUCGGCUGCGCCGGCUUCGUCGUGAACGACAAAGGUGAGUUAUUAGUUGUAAGAGAAUGGCAGCCGCCGAAGGAGGGCCAGACGACGCGGGAACCGUCCCAGAACUGGAAGCUGCCGGGAGGGCUGGCCGACGCGGGCGAGUCGUUCUUCGAGUGUGCCGCUAGGGAGACCUUCGAGGAGACCGGUAUUCAAUGUAGAGGUGUCUCUUUACUAGGCAUGUGGCACCGGCACGACUUGGUACCUUGGGGCAAGUCCGACCUGUACUGCGUCGUUAGGUUGGAGCCGGUCGAUCCGGCGCAACAAAUAAAGGCGGACCCCGCGGAGAUCUCAGCCUGCCGCUGGUACGACCGCGACGCUUUUUUGAGAGACGAGGGGCACCCUCUCAUUUCAAAAGUGCUGCGCGAGUGCUACGGCGCUUCUGACAGUAUCGGCGCAUCAUCAAAGCCUUUGUCGGAAUGCGUGGACCUGGGCGUGCAGUGGCCCGGGCGGCCGCGCUACGCCACCUACUUCCCGCGGGCGGCGCCGCCCCGGAUGCCGUCUGUGGUUCGGGCGAUCGCGUCCGACGUGGAUGGCACGCUCCUGGACUCAUCAUCAAAAUGCCACCCCGCCGCCGCGGCGGCGGUCGCGGACGCCUGCGCCCACGACCACGUGCGCUUCUUCAUCGCUACCGGAAAAUGUCGCGCGGGCGCGCUCGCGGCGCUGCCGCGCGAGGUGUCUGAUUCUCUAGAAGGCGGCGUGUUCGUGAAUGGACUGGUUGCCUACGACGCCCACGGCGAGAUCGUGCACGAGCGCCGGUUAAAUGGAGCCGUCAUUGAGCAAUGCGCGUCCUUCGGCGCCGAGCACGGCUUCGCGCCGGUGGCCUACGACCGCGACCGGCUCUACACUUCCAUGAUUACGCCGCGGACGGAGGAGCUGGCCGACCGGUACUACGAGCCGCGGCCCGUCGUCGGUUCACUUGAUAGGGACGCGCGCGCGAACAAGAUUUUGUUGCUGGGCGACGCCGACGCGCUGGCGGCGGCGCGGCCGGCCCUCGCGGAGCUGCUCGGCACCGAAGCCAGUCUGACGGUGGCGAUCCCGACGAUGCUGGAAGUGCUGCCCCCGGGCGCGUCGAAGCGCGAGGGCGUCCGCGCGUUCUGCGACCACCACGGCAUCGACGAGAGCUCGGAGCUCGCGGCCGUCGGCGACGGCGAGAACGACGCCGAGAUGCUGCGGGCGGCGGCGCUCGGCGUGGCCGUCGCGAACGCGGGCGCCGCGGCGAUGGGCGCCGCGGAUAUUGUGGUCGCGUCGAACGACGCGGGCGGGGCGGCGCAGGCCAUACGGAUGGCGCUGGCGCUCGCACCACCGGUGAGGUAACUUUUUAAGUCUAGCCUGUUGUCUUCUUUGUCCG